AUGAAGGCACUGUUCAAGUCCAAGCCCAAAACCCCCGCCGAUUUGGUGCGGCAGACGCACGAUCUCCUCCUCUUCGUGGAUCGCGGUGGCGCGGAUGUCAAGGACAGCAAGCGUGAGGAGAAGAUGAUGAAGUUGGGGAAGCGUAUCCAACAUUUGAGACAAAUUCUUUAUGGAGACAGUCAAUCCGAACCGCUUUCAGAUGCUUGUGUGCAGUUGACACAAGAGUUUUUCAGAGAGGAUACCCUUCGUCUGCUUAUCGAAUGUCUUCCCAAGUUGAACUUAGAGACCCGCAAGGAUGCUACUCAGAUUGUAGCGAAUCUGCAGAGGCAACAAGUUCAAUGUAGGCUGAUUGCUUGUGAUUACUUGGAAAAGAACUUGGACCUCAUGGAUGUUCUCAUAGCAGGUUAUGUGAACACUGAUUUUGCAUUACAUUAUGGUGCAAUGUUGAGAGAAUGCAUACGCCAUCAAAGUGUAGCAAGGUAUGUGUUACAGUCGGAGCAUAUGAAGAACUUUUUUUACUUUAUACAGCUCCCGUAUUUCGACAUUGCUUCGGAUGCAGCUGCCACUUUCAAGGAACUAUUGACUCGGCACAAAUCAACUGUUGCUGAUUUUCUCUCUAAUAAUUACGGCUGGUUCUUUUCAGAGUACAACUCGAAACUGCUUGAAUCAAGCAAUUAUAUCACUAGAAGGCAUUCUGUCAAGCUGUUGGGUGAUAUCUUGCUUGAUCGGUCAAAUUCGGCUGUGAUGACUCGAUAUGUUAGCUCGAGGGACAACCUCAGGAUCCUCAUGAAUCUUCUCAGAGAAUCGAGCAAGAGCAUUCAGGUAGAAGCAUUCCAUGUUUUCAAGUUAUUUGUAGCCAAUCAGAAUAAACCCCCAGAGGUCCUUAAUGUCCUCGUAGCCAAUAGGAGCAAACUUCUUCGCCUUUUUGCCGAUUUUACGACAGAUAAAGAAGACGAACAGUUUGAGGCCGAUAAAUCGCUAGUCAUCGAUGAAAUUGCUCAACUUGAGCCCAGAGAGCAACCUUGA
Molecule: messenger RNA, 1026 nt
Organism: Striga hermonthica
Lineage: Eukaryota; Viridiplantae; Streptophyta; Magnoliopsida; Lamiales; Orobanchaceae
Source: the annotation of a GenBank genome assembly